Molecule: messenger RNA, 1407 nt
Organism: Scophthalmus maximus (turbot)
Lineage: Eukaryota; Metazoa; Chordata; Actinopteri; Pleuronectiformes; Scophthalmidae
Product: cell surface glycoprotein CD200 receptor 1-B
Exons: 7
Coding region: 359-1252 (297 amino acids)
Biological process (GO): regulation of neuroinflammatory response
Molecular function (GO): signaling receptor activity
Source: RefSeq, a predicted model, not a curated record
UCAGAUGACAUCCUGUGUGGGGAAAAAGGCUGAUGUCUGGGUGGAAAGCGGUUUGGAGAGGGGGAAGAGAAAAACGGAGGGAGGGAUCUGUUAGUCACACGUCUUUUGCAUUUCUUAAAUGUGAGGGUUGUCACGGAUUUUCACCUCGUCCGGAUGGGGUGAAGAAGUUGCCACACACCCAACCCCUUCGAGCUAGUCGGGCAGAAAGAGAUAAAGUGAAAAUGCAGAAGGCCGCUAAAUAACAUGACAGCACAGCAGGACCGAACCUCCGAGGACUGAGGACAAGACUUGAUGCUUGUCUCACUGGAGCGAGCGGCACCGAGGAAACUUCACAGAGGAAACCUGAGGACGACGGGAGAUGCGGGACAUCAUGUGGAUUCGCGCCGCAGUCAUCCUCUUGGUAUCUGAAGCAUGGAGCCUGGACCCAGGAACUAACCAAAGCUCGUCUGUCAACUCAAGCACUGGUGUUAUCAGAAAUUUAAACUUCAACCUGGGGAGGGCUGUCAACCUGACGUGCAGCGACAAAGCAUGGAAUGAGACAAUAUAUGUCAUUUGGAAAAUUCAGCUGAAAUACAGAAACUGUGAGGUUUCCUUCAGCAUCGAGGACCAAAGCAAAGACACCUGCGGCGAUGGCAAGUCGCUCAGAAACAGUUCCACAUCUCGGUCGUACCUGCACAUCCCGAAGUUCUCGGCUGAGGAUGUGGGGGUCUACAAGUGUGACUUUGUUUUCAGCGGGGGAAACCAAAUCUGUGUGAUCCACGUGGGGAUCACAGCUCCUCCCACUAUAUCGGCCUGGUUAGAGCGAAGGGACAACAAGGUGGUGGCUGUGUGCAGAGCUGAAAGAGGAAAACCUGCUGCAUAUAUCAAGUGGAGUCACAGCAGAAACUCAUCGUCCGUGGAAACGCUCGAGCGCGACGGAUUCAUCACAGUGGAAAGUCGACUGGAGCUCGAGGAGGGCAUGGAUACAGAGAACCUGACCUGUGCUGUCAGGCACACGUUAUGGGAACAGGAGAGGAUUCUGGUGCCAGAACAUGAAGAAGGUUAUUUCCCUUGGCUGCUCAUCCUUACCGGUGUGGGUGUCUGUGUAAUUUUGGUGGGAUUUGUAUAUUUUUUACAAAAGAAAGUUAUGUUGUUGAGGCGAUGCCAGAAGUCUGACACGUCAUCAUCAAAAACUCCACCGAGGUUAGAGGAUGUGGAAGAAGUGGAGCCCUACGCCAGCUAUAUCCAACGUGUGAACUCUAUCUAUAACUGAGCUGCAGACUUGUUGCACAUGUAUCACACUCACACACACUCACACACACACAGACACUCACACACACACACACACACACACACACACACACACACACACAGACACACACAGACACACAGACACCCACCCACACACACACACACACAGACACACAC